AUGAAAAUUUUGCCUUUUUUGUCAGUUUUAGCUGGCUCCGGCGAGGCUGGGCCUCUUGAUUUUUGGACAGAGAGCGAUAUUUUUGCCUAUCGAGUUCAAAAGUCGAUUCAGAAGAAGGGCAUUGCCAACCGGUUCAUCAAAAAGUAUGAUCAAGUUAGAGACGCGAUGAGAUGGUUCCAGGACGAGGGUGUUUGCGACUCCGAUGUCUCUAGCCCAAGCUACGAACCGGUCGGUUUCGAUGCUGUUUUUGACGCUCAGUCAUAUGCUUGCAUCGAAGAUCCAGCAAUAUUUGAGACGAUCCAGGUCGCUCUUGUCGCUAUGAAAAGGGUCGCAAAAUUAAAGAUCAACAGCGAUAAGGAUGUUUCCUUCCACAUCUCUGACUAUGAGAUGUCAUACGAUCAAGCGCUACUCUACUGCUUCAGCAAAGACAUGUGGCUAGCCGAUCCUGAAGACUACGAGCAGCAAAAAGGCAUCGUAAGAAGCAUGACGGUUGGAAACUACGUCUGGUUCGACUCCUGGCAAGCAGCUGAAGGGGAGUGUUGGGUGCAAGAAUAUUUUGGCGGCGCCGGCCCUGGAGGAAAAGUCAAAUAUGGAGUUUCCGACGGGCCAAAAGACUGCAACAGCAAGUACUAUGCAGCUUGCCAGAGCGGUCAAAUUUACGAGAAAUCAUGCACCGCCUGGCCAAUCGCCAAAAUAAGAGCGAACGAGCAAGCAAAAGCUCAAGAAUAUUGCGAAGCCGCUGGUGGAAACCUUCCAUUUUUCAACGAUAAGAAUGAGCUUGAGGAAUGGCAAAAUAGACCAGACCCCGAGCGAGAAUGGCUUGGAAUCGUCAAAAACGACGAGUUUAAAAGCGGAUGGGCCAAGGUCACUGGUGAAGAGGCUACUAUUUUUGCAUGGGCAGCCGGAGAGCCGGACUUUGAUAAUGAUAACGAAUUCUGCGCGACGACAAUGAUCAACGGCGGUGGAGUCGAUUACAAUAACCCCUUUGUCUGGAACGAUGUCCCGUGCUCCUGGGCAACGGAGAUCUUCCGCUGUCGAAUUGACUCUACUGUCUACGUCUGGGAAGAUUGUCCUGUCCCUGAGUUGCCUGAGCCACCGAAGGCAAGUUCUGCAAAUUUGCACGAUUUUACGAUUCUUGACCUUCGAAUAUGUAGUUUUUAA
This is a messenger RNA of Oikopleura dioica, 1161 nucleotides long. NCBI's taxonomy places the organism in Eukaryota, Metazoa, Chordata, Appendicularia, Copelata, Oikopleuridae. The record is from the annotation of a GenBank genome assembly.